UGCGCCUGGAAAGGAACAGCACCAAAUGUUCUAUUUUCAUUUCAACGAAAAGUGUUUAUUUUUGUCAGCCGUAGGAGUGCGUUACCUAUUAUAAUCCAUGUAUUUUAUUUGGUUAUACAGUUGAACAUAUUUCUGUGACAAGAAGUUUCUACUCAUUUUGCGCAUGUUAGCUCUGAUUCGUUGAAGCACCGUCUAUAACCAGCAACAACGUGCAUGCGCUCUUAGACGAUUUCACGUGAAAUAAAUAUAUCCAGUGACCAUUUAUUUCUGUAUAUAUUCAAAGUCGGGUUAUGAUCGUGAUUUCAUCUAUAGGAAAUACUGAUGGUGACUAAUAGUGAGGGACAAUUCGCUGGGAGACGGGAAUCGUGUAGCUGUUUACCAGAUGCAUUUUUUCUUACUAUCUUCUUGCCAUCUGUAUAUUCUGUCUACCCUGUAUAUGACGAAGAGAGCAAAAGGCGGGUAUUAAAACUCAGUCAAGCUGCGCGAAACAAGCAUGUUCUUUCGUGAAACGAAGUAUAUGUAACAGAAUACAGGAAAGUGCGGUGAGAUAGUACAAACAUGGACAGAAGAGCAGAGAUAAAUGCCUUGUGUGAAGAUCUACUUCGUCUGAGUACUUGUUUAGUUGAGCGGACGAAAGAAUGGAACAACUAUGUGGAGAUAAUCACAGUUCUGGAGAAGAUUAAAAGGCUGCAGAAGAUGAAGACAGAAUCAUCAAAACGAUCACAGGGGAUUGGACAGUUUAUGAAUUGGCUGAAGGAAAAUAGUGCAGACAUAGAAGGAGCAAGCAUAGCUGAGUUUCCAGGAUACGAUUUAGGCUUAAAAGCUGAGCAUGAUUUUCAGGAAAAUGAAUUAAUUCUAAAAAUACCAAGGCAUCUUAUUUUUAAUACGCUCAAUGCAGCACCAGAGUUAACGGCUCUUAAAAAUGAUCCAUUGAUACACGAUAUGCCUCAAGUGGCAUUGGCAAUUGCGCUUCUCAUCGAAAGAUACAAAGAAAAUUCAAAAUGGAAGCCUUAUUUAGAUGUUCUUCCUACCACUUAUACUACAGUGAUGUAUAUGACAGCUGCUGACAUGAUAGAACUUAAAGGCAGUCCUACUUUAGUACCUGCUUUAAAACAGUGCAGAAAUAUUGCAAGACAGUAUGCUUAUUUUAGUAAGAUAUUUCAAACUGACAAUAACGCUGUAUCUGCUGUACUCAGGGAUGUUUUUACAUAUGAAAGAUACUGCUGGGCAGUUUCUACGGUAAUGACAAGGCAGAACCUCAUCCCGAGCGAAGAUGGUUCGCGUAUGAUCCAUGCUUUGAUUCCAAUGUGGGACAUGUGCAAUCAUGAGAACGGGCCAAUCACUACAGAUUUCAAUCUAUCGUCAAACUGUUGCGAGUGCUAUGCCUUGAGAGACUUCAAGAAAGGAGAUCAAAUAUUUAUUAGUUACGGACCUAGGCCGAAUUCUGACUUCUUCUUGCACUCGGGAUUCGUUUAUAUGGAUCACAAACAUGAUACUUUAAAAUUUUGGGUUGGUUCGUUUCUGGAAAGCAACUUGGAUCCUCAUUUGGCGGAACGUAGGCAGUUAUUAAAAAAAUUGCACUUGCAACCGUGGAGCGAGUUUGUGGUGAAUUCUGGAAGAGAACCAAUUCCAGGAUCAGUGUUAGCGUACAUGCGGGUGUUUCGUAUGCGUAAACCUGAACUUACGCAUUGGAUGUCCUCGGAAAGAGUUGACCAGUUAAAACAGAUCGAUUGUGUUUUAGACAAUCGCACCGAACUUAAAAUAAAAAGGACAGUGCUUUAUGAUACACUGCGGACUUUGAUGCUCAGAUAUCCAACAACGUUGGAGGAAGAUCUGGAGCUGCUCGAAACAACGUUACCGAAAUCUAAAAAACUGGCUGUUCAACUGAGAGUAACGGAGAAGAGGCUUAUUGUGAAUGCGAUCGAGUAUGUGAGAAGGCAGAGCAGUUUAACAAAUCUUACAAAUGGACAUGACUUGAAGAUCUGAUAUUCGAUGUGAUUUUAACUUAUAAAUGAAACGUUUGACGUAGAUCUGAAGUAAGGAACUUAUAUUUAUUAAAUAAGAUACGAAAGGGCGACGAGGACGUACAGAAAAGGGAGCAAUGGUAUAACAUUUAUACACGGUGUAUAAACAUUGAACAAAUCCUGUAUAUGUUUAAGUGUAUUAACAAGUAUACAAUGCAAAAUAUAAUUGCAUUUACGUGUUCCAAAAUAUCUGAUCUUUUGUUUUCGAGAGAUGAGAACUUUAAGGAAGCGUAAACUAUUUUUAACUAUCAUGCCAAUGUUUCCUCGUUGAACUGUAUUUUGAAUAGCGCAUUAACAAAGUUCUAAUCUCUGAUUACAAGACUUAACGAAUACAAUACUGUUACUUCAGCUUUGAUAAAAAAAAGAAUCAAGUGUACAAAUAAAAUGUUAUUACUCAUGAAUAUUUAUUUUAAAAAGAGGAUAGUUAAGAGAUCUAAUUCUGUAUGUAAGCUACUGUACUGUGUUACGCAGGCCUACAAAAUCAGACUUACGAAUAAUUAUACGCAAUAAGAUUUAUCGAUAUUAGAAACUACCUUUAACGAUACGCAUAAAACUAAAACAAACAGCGAGUUCCAAUUAUUUCUCAGUCAUUAAAAUUCUAUCGUGUUGCGCGGUUAUUCGAAUAAUACAAAAAAAUGUUUGAGGCUGUACGCGUAUAUAAAUGGUAACUAUAUAAAACUAUAUCAGUGUAUUUAAACGAGACUAUAUAAAGUAUAAUUCAAUUGACUCGCGUGUAAUACGGAUAAGGAUAACGAAUUAAUGCCAAAUGUAAAUGUGACGUUAACUUACGAUGCACUUCGCUUUAAUACAAGACACAGAAAAUGUA
Molecule: messenger RNA, 2850 nt
Organism: Megachile rotundata (alfalfa leafcutting bee)
Lineage: Eukaryota; Metazoa; Arthropoda; Insecta; Hymenoptera; Megachilidae
Gene: Setd3
Product: SET domain containing 3
Biological process (GO): peptidyl-lysine trimethylation; actin modification; peptidyl-lysine monomethylation
Molecular function (GO): protein-L-histidine N-tele-methyltransferase activity; protein-lysine N-methyltransferase activity; protein binding
Source: RefSeq, a predicted model, not a curated record